AUUGUUGGUUUUUAUCAACACUAAAUCAAGAUAUCUGCUAUUGUCUCGCGGUCGUUUUAUUUUUUAUAAAUUUUGUAUUAAAAUGGUGAUAAUAACUCCAGUUUCGGCACCCGAACACGGUUUGCUGUACACAGCUAACAAUAUAAAACUUAAGUUGGGAGAAAAAAUUGUUGGAGACGGAACAGUCUACAUAGCUCAAAACUCGCUUUCUUGGCAACCUAGUGAUUUGCCUGAUGGCAUAUCUAUUAAUUGGACAGAGGUAAGCUUACAUGGAAUCUCAUCGAACCCCAGGAAAUGCAUUUAUUUCAUGUUGGACAACAAAGUAGAAUGGGAUGGGGUAUAUGGCAGUGGACAAAAUGGUAACGAAAAUGGUAUUGGCGAACCUCAAUCGCGAGAUGAUGUGGAUGAGGGUAAUGAAAGUGACGAGGAUGAUGAUGGUGUUGAUAACUUCGAGGAUGCUUUGGAUAACGAACAGUUUGAUGCAGUCACAGAGUGCUGGCUCCUGCCCGACGAUAUACAUUCUGUAGACACCAUGUACCGGGCCAUGACCACUUGUCAGGCAUUACAUCCAGACUCUGCAGACAGCGAUCUCUCUGAAGAUAGCGAUGCUAUGCAAGAUGCCGGAGGCAUGGCUUAUGAUGAUCAAGACAUGGCUGGGGAUGCACUUACUCUGGGUCAGAAUGAUGGCGAGGUAGGUGGUAUGCAAAAUCUAAGCCUCGACGAUGAUGACGAACGUUUCGAAGAUGCCGAUGAGUAAAUUUUUUACGCAGAGGUUUUUUAUAUUUAUAAAUUAUACGAAAUUUUAAGGCUAAAGUGUAUGAAAAUUGUGAAGAUAUUUGAAUAGCUUUUGGAAUACUAUACAUUAUAUAUAUAUAUAAACGCUAUAAGCGCA
Messenger RNA from Drosophila willistoni, 892 nucleotides. RefSeq names its product methylosome subunit pICln (gene icln). The coding region runs from base 83 to 757 and encodes 224 amino acids. Gene Ontology annotation, cellular component: spliceosomal complex; cytosol. The transcript is spliced from 2 exons. The record is from RefSeq and is a predicted model, not a curated record. Gene Ontology annotation, biological process: mRNA cis splicing, via spliceosome. Lineage: Eukaryota; Metazoa; Arthropoda; Insecta; Diptera; Drosophilidae.